Molecule: messenger RNA, 1168 nt
Organism: Impatiens glandulifera
Lineage: Eukaryota; Viridiplantae; Streptophyta; Magnoliopsida; Ericales; Balsaminaceae
Product: ubiquitin-conjugating enzyme E2 32-like
Exons: 5
Coding region: 119-964 (281 amino acids)
Source: RefSeq, a predicted model, not a curated record
UUGGUCCGUUCGUCAUUUAUGUAUAAGUCCCAAUCUAGACGAUUCGGUGUAUAAACGCGUUUGAUCGAUCUUUCAAUCCAAAGGAAGAAGACGAAGAAUCAAUUGCAGGUAGAUAGAGAUGGCGGAAGACAAGUAUAAUAUGAAGAAUCCGGCGGUGAAGAGGAUCCUCCAGGAGGUGAAGGAAAUGCAAUCUAAUCCUUCCGAUGAUUUCAUGAGCCUGCCUCUUGAGGAGAACAUAUUUGAGUGGCAAUUUGCGAUUAGUGGACCUCGUGAUUCAGAGUUUGAAGGAGGAAUCUAUCAUGGACGGAUUCAGUUGCCUGCUGAAUAUCCUUUCAAGCCUCCAUCAUUUAUGUUGCUGACGCCCAAUGGUCGUUUUGAAACACAGACUAAGAUAUGUUUAAGCAUCUCAAAUCAUCAUCCUGAACACUGGCAGCCAUCAUGGAGUGUUAGGACGGCUUUGGUAGCUUUGAUUGCAUUCAUGCCCACUAGCCCAAACGGUGCUCUGGGUUCAUUAGACUACAAGAAAGAAGAAAGGCUAAAACUGACAAUAAAAUCACGGGAUGCUGCCCCAAGGUUCGGUACAGGCGAAAGACAAACCCUAAUGGACGAGAUUCAUGAAUAUAUGUUAAGUAAGGCACCCCCAAUCCCUGAAGCCAGUAGUAUUCAGUCUGAGGAACAGAACAAAGAAAAUGAAAAUGCUGGUGAUGAAGAAAUCGUACCAGCUCCAGUUCUAGAUCCAGCAGCCAUAGGUGAAGUUGCGGAACCUGUUGAACUGAAUCAACAGGUGCGUCCUCUAACCAGAGAGAGACCACCACCACCAAUGACGAGGACUCAGAAGGCUCCUGCUGAUGAUCGUUUGUUCACAUGGGCUGCUGUUGGAUUGACCAUUGCCAUUGUUGUUCUUCUUUUGAAGAAGUUCAUGAAAGCCAAUGGUCAUGGUGCUGUUUUCAUGGAUGAGUCUUAACUAGUGUUCUUAUUAGAAGAACCAAUUUGCAAUCUUUAUAGAUUCUCUCAAGAAGAAGAUAUUAUUACUAUUUUGUACUGUUGUUUGUGCAUAUUUUAUAAUAACCCCCAAAUCCUCCCGAUCAAUAAUAUGUGUAUAUUCUUAUGUGUACUAGUACUUGGAUGAUAAUCAACUCCUAUUUUGGAAUUCCUAAUAUUUUAAUUU